AACCUCGCCGCAGCUGCUGUCAAACGAGGGCAAUGUGUUUGUAUUCAUUUUUCCUUCCUUUUUCUCCACAAACACCCAAUUUAUCAAGUCCGCUUUCGGCAGUGCAUAGAUAACUCUAGAAGCAUAAAACCGCCCAGAAUAGCCGUCCGGUGAGAACGAAACUGUGCCCACCGGUAAACAUACACCUUCAGCGCCCAUCCCUGCUGUACCAUGAUUAAGCUGCUGGACCGGGUGUUGAGCUUCAUCAACUAUUGGUGGUUUCGGUACUUGAUGAUAACGGAGCUAUACAUGGUGGAAAGCUGGGAACGAGUCACGAUACACGUGUUUCUGUUUGCCAUAUUCCUCGCCCAGUGGUAUUUCAACUGUAAGGUGAUUCUUCCCUUCACCGGUAACCUGCUGGGCAUUCAACCGGUGGAUCAGCAUAUAGCCUCCACGUUACCACGCUCCUGAACAAUGUGCGAAGAGGAUGAUGCCUCCCGAAAGCCCCAAAGCGGUGGAGCGAAUGUAGCCCCGCAGGGAAACACACUACAAAGUAUUUUACGGACAACUGAAAACCACUGUUAAAUCUCAUCGACUUUUCAUCCUACUGUACAAGGAUCUGAUGUUCUUUUUCUGUUCUUUUUGUAUUCUGUAUUCUGAAUUCGCUUAAGAGAAAAUUCCAUUUUGUGUUUGUGUUUUCUACCGCACUCAGUGUUUAUUGUGUGCGUGGUGAAUGUGAAUGGAAAUAUAAAGCAAUGGAAUAAAACAGCCCAACCAAAA
Molecule: messenger RNA, 759 nt
Organism: Anopheles gambiae (African malaria mosquito)
Lineage: Eukaryota; Metazoa; Arthropoda; Insecta; Diptera; Culicidae
Gene: ghi
Exons: 2
Coding region: 211-450 (79 amino acids)
Source: RefSeq, a predicted model, not a curated record